Molecule: messenger RNA, 771 nt
Organism: Talaromyces rugulosus
Lineage: Eukaryota; Fungi; Ascomycota; Eurotiomycetes; Eurotiales; Trichocomaceae
Exons: 5
Coding region: 1-771 (256 amino acids)
Biological process (GO): translation
Cellular component (GO): cytosol; ribosome
Molecular function (GO): structural constituent of ribosome
Source: RefSeq, a predicted model, not a curated record
AUGGCUGUCGGAAAGAACAAGCGCUUGUCGAAAGGCAAGAAGGGCUUAAAGAAGCGGACCGUCGACCCCUUCACUCGCAAAGAUGAAUACUCGGUCAAGGCCCCCUCUACCUUCCAGAUUCGCGAUGUUGGAAAGACCCUUGUCAACAGAACCACCGGUCUGAAGAACGCCAACGACGCUCUCAAGGGCCGAAUCUUCGAGGUUUCCCUUGCCGAUCUCCAGAACGACGAGGACCACGCCUUCCGCAAGGUGAAGCUCCGUGUCGAUGAAGUCCAGGGCAAGAACUGUCUUACCAACUUCCACGGUUUGGAUUUCACAUCGGACAAGCUGCGGUCUCUGGUCCGCAAGUGGCAGUCUUUGAUUGAGGCCAACGUUACCGUCAAGACCACCGACGACUACCUCAUCCGCUUGUUCGCCAUUGCUUUCACCAAGAGACGCCCCAACCAGAUCAAGAAGACCACAUACGCCCGCUCUUCUCAGAUCCGCUCUAUUCGCAAGAAGAUGACCGAGAUCAUCCAACGCGAGGCUGCCAGCUGCACUUUGUCGCAACUUACCACCAAGCUGAUUCCCGAGGUUAUUGGCCGUGAGAUCGAGAAAUCGACCCAGGGCAUCUACCCUCUGCAAAAUGUCCACAUCCGCAAGGUCAAGCUUCUCAAGGCACCCAAAUUCGACCUUGGUGCUCUCCUCAACCUUCACGGCGAGUCGACAACUGAUGACAAGGGCCAAAAGGUCGAGCGGGAGUUCAAGGAGCAGGUUCUGGAGAACGUCUAA